AUGAGUUCGGGCGAAGCGCUGAUCACGGCGGAUCCCUCCAAGAAGCCGUCGCGCGUGCGCAAGGUUGCCCCGUUCCUCUAUCUCGUCGCGGGGAUCAUUGCGAUCAUUCUCUACGCCGUGCUCUCGCUUCCGCCACGGUACUACUCGGAAGACGCGCCGGCAUACAACAGCGCCGCCUGCAAUGCCUGCAGAGUAGCUCCGCGCGCCAAGAGCUCCCCCAUGAGCUGCCCCACUGCUCUGUUUCCGCAGCUCAAAAACACAAUGCAGUUUUGCAUCACGGCAGCGUCGACAUCGUGCUGCUGUCCUACCAACGCUCGUCGCUACGGCUUUGAGUACGACGGAAGCUGCCCACCACCCGCGUCACCAACGUGCACGUGCAAGUUUGUCGACGCCCGCGGGGAGGGUGCUAGCAUGUCCGACGGUCUCGUGAUGCUGGUUUGCAUUAGCUCUGCCAUUUUUCUACUGUUGUCGUUCACGGUCUGGAUGAUCUGCGUCUAUUAG
Messenger RNA from Saprolegnia diclina VS20, 501 nucleotides. RefSeq lists its product as hypothetical. The coding region runs from base 1 to 501 and encodes 166 amino acids. Lineage: Eukaryota; Oomycota; Saprolegniomycetes; Saprolegniales; Saprolegniaceae. The transcript has a single exon. The record is from RefSeq and is a predicted model, not a curated record.